CGAAAUUAAUAGCAUAUUUGUCCCCUGCGUUUAUUUUGUGCGCUUUCCAAAAAGGAUCUUAAAAAACGAACAGUGCAUCAUUAAAAAGAAAACAAUUUAAAAAAAAAUAAAUUUUUUUAUACUAUAUUGGAAUUAGCGGAAAACAUGGAUAAUGUACGAGAUUGGAAAAAUAUAUUAUUGCAGUGGAUUUCGGAAUGUGGGUUUAUCGAACUUAACGUCUUCAAUUUAGAACAAACCGACAUUGACGCGUUCUAUAUUAACGUUAGGGAGAAGCAUCAUAAAAUUGCCUCAAGCAAUCACUUAAACCUAUUAGACUUUCUACAACAAUUUUAUCCUGAAUUUGAAGCGCAUUGUGACGAUGAUAACAUUUUAAGCUCUGCAGACUAUAUUUAUGUGUAUACGUUAUUGUUGCAUUUCUCAUGCGUAAAAUAUCCGCAAAAAUUUUUUCAUAAUAUCUGUCAAAAAUUGCCAAUGAGCUCACAACAAAUCAUGGGUUUGCUUUUUAUCACACUGUUGGAUUUGGAAAAAUUAAAUAAGGACAAUUUACGCCACGUAAUUGCCAAGGCCAUGAUCAAGACACCAUCGAUCAGCAGAAGUAACAGUGACCCCGUGAUCACUAAUAAUGAAACCGAUAGUCCGAUGAGAAACAUUGGUUCCCGACGCAACUCACCACUUACACCGGGAACCAAUCUUCUGGAGGAACAGACACGUGAAUUAUUUGAUUUAAGAGCCCAACUGGAAACUGAACGUUAUGAAAAAGAUCUUUUAGAAAUUCAGAUUAAACAAAACGAAAAUAAAAUUCUCAGACUGAAUGAAGAUCAUAAAAACCUGAUACAAGAAAUAAAAGAAUUGAAAAUUGAUGUCCAUAAAAAAAGCACUGAGAAUGAAUUAUCGGUCAUUUAUGAAGGCAACGAGGACGAACAGGCCUAUAAGCGUUUUAUUAAAGAAAUAUCGCAAAAAGAUGAUGAAAUUAUGAAGUUAAGUGAGACAGUACGAGCCGCACAAGACGAUAAAAUUCUUGCGAAAGAAAAGUUUAGCUACAUUGAAAAACAAAUAGAAGUUUACUGUAAACGCAUUGAACUUUUCGAACAUAAAAUGACCGAUCUUAAUGAAGAGCUUGAGAAAAGAGAUAAGACGAUUAAGUACCUUACCGACGUCAAAGUGGAAUUGGAAGAAUACAUUACCGAGACACGUUUAGCGGGGUUAAAUGCUUCUAUUGAAUCUAUUUCAUCAAUUUCAUGCAUUUCUGAAGUUUCUAGUGAGCUCACGCUCAUACCUAGCGAAUCGGAAAAUUUGGCCGUUUCUGUUAUCGACAAACAAUUGCGUGAAAAAGAACAAGAAAAUAUUCGAAUCCGCGACGAACUAAAUACAUUGAAUGACAAUAAUAAAUUAUUGUGCGAACGUAUACAAGAGCUAAUGAAAUUGGAAAUGAGUGAAUUCCAACUAACAUUCAAUGAAUCUGUUUCUGAAAUGGAUAUAUCGACGAACUGUGAUCCCUAUGCUCAAUUUAAUGUGUUCGCUAAAUGCAUGGAGAAAAUUAAUGACCACCAUUAUGUUGAGAAGAACAUGAUCACAAAACUUGCACAUGAAAUUGAAGAAUUGCUAAAGAAGAAUUUGAAAUUGGAUUCAAUGCGCGAGAGUACAACCUUACUACAGAACAAUCUAAACACCAUGGAACGUAACAAUAAAGAUUUGGAGGAAACAAAAGAACGUUUACAAAGCAUGUUAUGUAAUAAUGAGUUAGAGCUCAAGGAUUUGAAAAAGCAAUUGGAAGUUGAAAAAUGCGGCAAAGAAAAUUCGAACGAAGAAGUAAAUGCUUUAAAAGUAAAAUUGCAUCAGAUGGAAAAAACAAAUGCGGAAUUAACGAGCAGUAACGUUCAGUUGGAAGCGCAAAUAAUGGACAUGCAAAAUCAAUUACAAGCUAUGCAAAAAAAAUGGAUAAUGCAGACCAAUCGUUUAGAAGAACAAAUUAAGCUAUACGACGAUCAUAGCAAAGAGUUGCAAUUAUUUCAGGAUGAAAACCUGUCUUUAAAAAAUGACUGCGAACAGGCAUUAAUACGUAACGAGAAUUUAAAAGACAAUUGCCGUGAAACAAUACGCAAUGAAAUCAUAUCGGAAUUUGGUAUGGAAGUAACCAAUUUGAAAAAGAAGAAUGCCUAUUUAGAGUCACGUAUCGAUAUUUUAAUGAAAGAACAUAAGGAAGAGAAGCAACAAUUCCAGAAGGACGAAACUGUAGGACGGGAACGCAUUAUAGAAUUGGAUAAUGAAAUUUUUAGAAUGAAUGAGGAACUCACCCACUUUCAUAUCCUUUUCGAAAGUAGCGAUUUGGAAGUUAAUCAUUUGAAUGAAACUUUGGGACAAAUGGAACGAGGAAUUAUUGCAUUAAUCAAAUUAUGCUCUGGUAACUGUACGAUAAAUAACUCGGCCAAUAUUUUGAAGGAACUGGAAUAUCAUAUUAAAUUACUAACACACCAGAAUACUGUAGCGGUAGAUAGAUUAGAAACAUUGGAGAUCACUCAACAGGAAAGUAAUACAAAUUUCAAUGAUUUGCUGAAACAAGCUCAAGAACAAGAACGUAUACUUAAUCAGCGUUGCAUUAAUACCACUGAAGACUUACUCAAUUUAAAAGAGCAAAACAAUGAAUACGAAGAGAAAAUUGAAAAAUUAAAGGAUAAACAAAAUCAAUUCAUUGAGCAAAUUAAGAGUGAUUUGAUGAAAAAAGAAUGCGAAUUACGUCAACAGUUGAAGGAUGCGAAACUGGAAUAUGAACAAUCUCUGAACGAUUUAAAUAGGGAAUUGAAAAUGGAAAAGGAACGCAAUAAUAACAAGGAAAAAGAGUUAUUGUUAUUGAAAGCCGAACAUGAUGAACUGAAAAGUAGGUUAAACGAGGCCGAAAAAGAGAUGCACACAUUGCACAAGUUCAACUGCGCAACCAACAUUAAUUAUGAACGCUUGCACGCUUUCGAGGUACGCGUCAUGGAAUUCUCCGAUGACAAUGAUAGAUUUAAACGAGAAAUUCAAACUCUUAAACAGGAAUUGUCUAAGACGGCACAAUAUAUAAUAGAUGGCGAUCAAAUUAUAUGCAAACUAAAGAAAGAAGUUAAAAAUUGCGAUAGCUUGAAAAAGCAAGUCAACGAUUUGCAAGGCUCUUUAAGUCAAAGUAUUGAGGCGAAGGAAAUGCUCAAGCAUGAAUUAGAAAAAAAAGAUAAACAAAUUGUAGAACUACGGGAAAGUUUGAAUGAGCAAAGUCAGACCCUUAAUACUUUUAAUGAUACACUAAUUGAAAUGACCAAAGAAAAAGAGCGAUUAUUAAAAGAAUCAAACGCCUUUGCAUCGCGAAUACAGCGAGAACAAGAAGAAAAGAGUCUUUUGUUAUCAUCUCUAGAGAAGUCGACAAAUCGAAUGCGAAGUGAAAUUCAAAGGGAAGAGAGCAACAGUGAAAAUUUGAGAAGGCAUAACAAUGAAAUCAAAUUGCAACUAGAAUCGCUACAACAACAAAAUGAGAAGCUUCAGAAUGAGUUAUCUGAACGCAAAGCCGAUUUUAAAGCGCUGCUUGAAGAGCAAGAACAAAUUAAAGAGGAUUUCCAAGAGAAACGUACAACAUUGAUGAAUAGAUUGGCGGAAAGUUGUGACGAAUUGGCCAACUAUCAUAUGUCGUUUGCGGAACUCGUGGUAACAAUAGAGAACAAUGUCAAUCUGAGCAUCCAAAUGAAUGAAUUUAGAAAUAUUUUCAAUCCUUGCGACGGCUCCGCAGACAGUAACAGUAUUAAUCAGUUACGUCAAUGGAUUAAUCGUUUGUUUCACAUUGAAAAUCUACAGCAAAGCAGAAUAGAACAACUAUUGGAGAAUGAAAAGCAAAACUUAAAUACAAACGAGGAAUUAAUUAAAGAAAAUCACGAAUUGAAAUUCAAAAUCGAGCAAAAUCAAAAAGAGAUUGAUGACGUGCAUAAAGAAAUGGAGAAUACAUACUCAAUGAUGCAAAAGCGGAUUACAAAUGAAGUCAAAAAAAUGGAAGAGGAUAUAUUAAAUCUAGUAAUAAUGAACGAGCAUAUAACCGACGAGAAAGCAGCGCUGCAAAGUCAUAUUAAUCAGCAGGCGGAAGCAUGCCAGAGCGCAAAUAUGAAACUUGACGAGGUCACGGCAUAUAAUCAAGAGUUAACGCUACAGUUGGAGAAAAUGAAGGAGGAAAUGGAGAAAUUGCAAGUGAACUAUGUGCCUGAACAGCAAUACAACAAUUUGGAAAUGGAAUAUAAGAACUUACAGGAAAAAUGCAAAAAUCAGCAAACACAUUUGCAUACACUAGAGGCCGAAUUAUCUAAUAAGAGUAAAAAAAUAUCGAAUUUUGAAACGACUAUAUUUGACAUGGGGAUCUUGUGCAAAGAUUUGGAGAAGAAAAUUGCUUUUACCACUAAAAAACUGGAUGAAACGGACAACGAUAAAUUGAAUGCCCAAUUGAAAUGCGAACAAUUCCGUUCGGAGUGCGAACGAUAUGAAAAAGAUAUUGAACAUCUUAAGUUGCAACAAGAAAAUAUCACAAAUGAGAAUAAUCGUGUAUGCAGUAAUAUCUCCGCCGAAAAAGACAUAUUAAGAAAUGAAAUUGAAGAGCAUAAAGCGAAUUUAUUGCGGGCAAAUGAAAGGGCCUCGCAAAAAAUUGCAUCGAUAAGCAUGGAAAAAGAGAGCGCUUGCGAAGAAAAUCUAUCGCUGCGCAAGCAAUUGGUAGAGAUGAGCAAACAUCAAACUAAUACGGAAAUGAAAUUAAGCUCUUUAAUUGAACGCAGUCAAUCCUGGGAGCAACAUUUUCACGCCAGCGAAACUGAGCUAGGAAGUAUGAAAAAAUAUUUAGAAAAGUCCAAGGCAAAUAUCGAAAGAUUAAAGAAUGAAAAUAAAAAGCUUCGCGAAUCGCAACAGGUAACGUUAAGACGGGCUGAGAAGACGGCCCUGAAACUGGGCGAUGCUCAGGCACGCGCUCUUAAACUCGAAAGAGAGAGCGAAACGUGGGUCGAGAGAUUUCGAGGUUGUCGAAAGGAGAAAGAUAUGAUGGAUGUUAAACUUGUACAAUUCAAACUGCGUGUCGCAGAAGUCGAAAAAAGCCACGAACAGCUGCUUGCUAAAAUAGAAAAUCUUGAGCGUUUAAAUCAAACGUUACAGGAUGCUAGACAAAAAUUAGAAGCUUGCGAAAUAGAUGAUAAAGCCAAGAUAAACAAGCUUGAAAAAGUACGUGAAACGAAGGAAGCUAAAAUACGACAACUCACCGCUGCACUGAAUAGUGGCGAACAAGCGAAUGUCAAACUUAAUUUGGAAAUCGGUGCCUUAAACUCGCAAUUGCAAGAGCUUAAGUUAGAUCUUUCUGCGAAUUAUAACGCGCAAAUUGAGGAAAUGAAGCUGCGUCUGGCUUCGGCCCAAGAGCAGGCCCAGAAAUAUGCAGAAGUCAAUCAAAAUUCGAUCAUUCAAAUUAACGAACUUGAAGGUCAAAACGCGAAAACUAACGAAGAAUUGUCAAAAGUCUCAUUGGCAAUGCGCAUCAGCGAGGAACGUUACGCUGCAUUGUCCGGCGAAAUGGAAGAAAUGCGAGCUAAUAUGCUGGCGUUGCGAAAUGAUAGGACGAACGCAGAACAAGAACAGGAAAUUUUAAAGCAAAGUUUAAAGGAGAUGCAUGUGGAAAACCAGGAAUUAAUCUGUGAACGUGACAGUUUCGCCGAAGGUUUGCAAAAAUUCUCUGCUCUAAUGGGUGAGAAAAUGAAGCAAAAAACCAAUAAAAUAGAAAAUCUGGAAUGUGAGAUAAAAGAAUUGAGAGAAAAAGCAGAAAUGCAAAAUUUGGAAUUAAUAGAAGGGAGAAAGAUUGCAGCGAAAAAUGUAAUCGAAUUGGCUGAGUUGCGUACCCACCUCGCCAAAAUGGAAGAGACACUCAAAAGUGAGCAACAAUCAAAUGAACGAUUGCGUUCCGACAACCAACUGCUGGACAGUCAGUAUCAAGAAGUGAAAAAGCACGCUGCUGAAGUGGAAGCCAACAAUGAAGAACUUAUUAAAAAGAAUAUUUUAGAAUUGGAGAAUCUUGAGCAUGCUGUAAACAUUCUCAAUGUGAACAUUUUGGCAAGCGCAUUGGCUUCGCCUAAGCGCGUCAAGCAGUAG
Molecule: messenger RNA, 6129 nt
Organism: Glossina fuscipes
Lineage: Eukaryota; Metazoa; Arthropoda; Insecta; Diptera; Glossinidae
Product: putative leucine-rich repeat-containing protein DDB_G0290503
Exons: 9
Coding region: 145-6129 (1994 amino acids)
Source: RefSeq, a predicted model, not a curated record